CUUAAGACGGCUUUCAUAGAUACUAUUGAAGAGAUGUCCAGGCCUGGACUCUGUUCUAUGGAAUCUCCCUUUCUCGAUCAGCAGGCAGUUCUGAAGUGCCAAUACGAUAUGGUAAAUGAAGGAAUUGAGAUGCUAAAACGGCAGAACCUUCACCUAGUCUCGAAAGCAGUCUCUACGAUAUGCUUUGAAACCGUAACUGCUGGAAGUUUUAGUAAUAUCAAUAGCUUGUCUGACGAGAUGAAAGCUGCUGUAUUAAAGGCUUUCCAGGAAUCCAAAGGCGCUGUAGAAUUUCCUUCUCAAUCUCGAGAAGAUAACAACAUCAAGAAGUUCUAUGCGCAAAUGCAUCGGUCCGGAAUUGGCCGUUCAAGAAGGCUGUUCACGACGCAAGAGGGCCGUCUUGGCAUGGCAAACGGGAACAUCAGAAAAGGCGACCGAGUAUGCCUCGUCUCUGGAGCCCCAGUUCCUUUUGUUUUACGAGGUCCAAUUGCUAAUUAUCGCUGGCACGCUAUCUACCAUCUCGUAUGCGAUGCAUAUGUGUACGGAGUUAUGUAUGGAGAGGCAUCUGACGUCAAUAGCUAUCCAUUCGAGACCAUCUUGUUGGAAUAGGCAUUCCUUUCCGCUGAUACUAUUCUCUACUUUGGAACGCCUACUGGUAUCGUUCUUGUGGGUAGAAUCAACGAGAAGGCUUCAACUACAUUAGAAUGCCUCUCCCAAGAACCGUCCUCCUAAUUCCACUGAGUUUGAAAGUUGAGUGCAUGAGACGACGUCUAUAGUAGCGAUACGACGUCACCUAUUAGGGACUGCCGUGAAAACAGCCUUUUUUUGUAUAGAAUACAAAGCUCAGGGUAGAACUCUAAGCCGAUGGUACUAGAGAUGAAUAAAAAGAGAAAAGUGCAGGCAAGCAGGCAAGCAGCCCCAAGCCGAUACUACCCG
Molecule: messenger RNA, 933 nt
Organism: Bipolaris sorokiniana ND90Pr
Lineage: Eukaryota; Fungi; Ascomycota; Dothideomycetes; Pleosporales; Pleosporaceae
Exons: 1
Coding region: 34-606 (190 amino acids)
Source: RefSeq, a predicted model, not a curated record